Formica exsecta is the source of this 11755-nucleotide messenger RNA. RefSeq names its product titin homolog. Gene Ontology annotation, cellular component: centrosome. The record is from RefSeq and is a predicted model, not a curated record. Gene Ontology annotation, molecular function: microtubule binding. NCBI's taxonomy places the organism in Eukaryota, Metazoa, Arthropoda, Insecta, Hymenoptera, Formicidae. Gene Ontology annotation, biological process: microtubule anchoring. Bases 733 to 9945 code for a protein of 3070 amino acids. The transcript is spliced from 12 exons.
CUGUGUUUUCUUGCUGGAAAGUUACCAUACCAUGGAAGUACAUGUGUCAGGAUCCUGUGAUUGGAUGAACACAGAAUGAUGCAUCGAAUAACGGACAUGUAUGUAUGUACAGUGUUUAUAGAUGUCAUGAUGAAGGUUUUAUUGGAAUUUGUGACGCGGCGGUGACGAAUGUGAAAGAGAGAGAAAAGGAAAUAAACUGUGGAAGAAGAAAGUGAGAGAAGAAAAUUCCGAGAGAUCCUACGGCGGUCUCAGAAACAGCUGUACGUGCUUGUACGCUACUAUGGCGAAACGUAACAUACCCCGCCGAUGAACGGAGCGUGCACGAGGUUUACACGCGCGUGCAUACACGCGCUGCUUUACGUUAUCCACAAGAUCCUCGCGCGUUCGCGUUAUUAUAUCGAUCAUAUCCCGUGUGCGUGUUUAUACUUCUCCCUCCUCUCUUAGUUGCCAUGUUUAAUCGCGAACGAGUAGGGUCUGAUAUACCACGUGACCACACAGUUUACAAACGGUCGUUGUGAUAAACUGCUGAGAACUGAGAACGCGAUACUAGUACAAGUGCAUACGUAGCGCGCGCGCGCGUUAUGCGUACGUAGAAUUUACGUGCGGAAGAAAAAAAAAGAGGGAUAGAGUACCGCGCACGACUUCCUCGAGACACUCGUGCUCCAUUGUAUUCCACUAUAUUUAUAUGCACAUCCAUAAGGAACAUGGAUAAUGAUAUGAUGGUUUUGUGGGAUGUUAUCUACAUGGUUCAAGAAUAAAAAUAUGAAGAAUAGUGGCCAGAAAGAAGAGCCUGCAGAUAAAAAAAAAUAUGUCUUCUUCUCGGAUCCAGAUGUUAUUGCUAAACGUGCCGAAACUUCUGCCAUCACAGCACAAAUUACAUUAGAUUUAGAAGGACAACAGCAAACUAUCAAAAAUCAAUUAGCCAAUUUACAAGCUCCCACACUUGACAUAAAGAACUUAGAAAAAUUACUAUCGUAUCAUCCUGUACAGCCAUAUCCUUUUCCAUUUAUUAGCGCAGUGAAACAAAAACUUGCUUUAGGAGAUUGUAUUAAUGCCGGCUCAAAAACAUACAAUCCAAGUUCUCAAGCAAAAAACAGUUUGACUUCUUCAGUGUUAAAAGCAAAUAGUACACAGAAUUUGUGUCAAAUUGUACAGAAAAUGGAUUAUAUUAAACCACUGAAAGUUCCAGAUUUGAAAAUUUCUCCAAAAACAUUGGAUUUCUCCAGUAGAGAUAAUUCUGUCUCAAAGGAACUGUCUUCAACAAAGUCUGAAAUAAUUGCAAAGGAAUUUGCGCACGAUAGAUCUGACAGAACACUAAGAACUGGUGAAAAAGUACAAAGAAAAUUAGACUUUUCCUUUUCAGAUGGAUCAUCAAUUAUUAAUUGUGAAAAUAUAGAGCCAUUGAAAGCGCCAAAUGUGUCCAUAGCAUCUAAUUUAUGUAAGAAGAAGGAACAUGUUAGAGACAGCUCCAGGGAAAAGGAAAAUAAAUCUAAAAGGAUGAAGAAAGACGAUUCUUUGUGUGCAAAGAGAAAUGAAUCUGUGCAAGAACAUACAAAACGCAGUCGAAGCCCAAGACACAUUUCUAGAAAAGAUGCAAGCAAUAUGGGCAACAUAAAAUUACAAAAUGAUAAAUCAUUUCAUGCUACAAAAAAUAAUGAUUUUUUGUUGAUGAAAUUAAAAGACAAAAAUGUUUUAAUUCCCACUGCUAAAAAAGAUAAUGAUAAAAGACAAAAAUUCUUUAAUGCACAAUCUGCGGAAUUGAAAGAUAAUUCUGUAGACUCCAAAGGUCGAAUAUUGAGCAACGAACCGCUGAUCAUCCCGUCGGAUAAAGUUACACUAAGAGACAAUAACAUUAAUGUUUUAUGUAACAUUACUGAAACUAAAUCUAAAGAUAUUUGCCAUUUAAAGCAAAGAUCUGAGAUAGAAAACUCGAAAUUAGAUUCGGAUACAUCUGAUCAUACAUCUGAUUCAGAUGAUAGACAAUUGAAGGAAGAUAAAUCAAAUAGUAUCUAUAAGGAGCAAACAAAGAGAGUGUUUGAUAAAAGUAAAAUUUCGAGUAACAGAGAGAGAGUCGAGGGAAAACAACACAACCCUAAUUCGGAGUUAUCGGAGGAUAUCGGAUCCAUGUCUGAAACAAAUAGUUUCAAGAAUCGUGCUUAUCAAGUAGCUGUAAAUUCUACACAGCCAUCAAAAAGUAAGGAUCUCGAAACGGCUACGGAAAUUAAACAGAACAUUAAUUAUGUCAAAUCGAUUAAAACUUCCGAGGAUUUUAAAUAUGCGGAACAUUCUGAGACACAGCUCACAAGCACAAGUACUAAAAAGAACGAGGAAUCGUAUUCCCAGAGUGUCAUUACAAAUAAAGAAACAACGACUACUAAUGAUGAUUCAAAUAAUGUAGAUGUCAGUACAUUGCCAGAAGUAUUAUUCGAUGCUAGAAGAAUCUCUUUUAGGGAUGGCUAUUCUCAACAAGAAUUUCAUGAUUUAACUACGCCGGAAAAAAUUAAUCUUGUAAGAACAAAACGAAGAAGAAAUUUGAUACCGAGUAGUGAUUCAGAAGUGGAUGCGAGAUGUCCAAAAUAUAAGUUAACAAUAAAAUCUGAGAAAGAGCAGGAGGAAGGACAAUUGAUGCAUCCAAAGGCCUUACAUAAGCAAUUUCGAGCAGAAUUGCAGCUUUACGAUUCUUUCAAUGAGUCUCUUAGGCAAGUCAUAGAUGUCGAAAAGUGUUUAUAUAAUACUAAAUGCGAGCAAGAACAAAAGAAUUCACAAAAAGUAACUGAAAAAGAUGAAAAAUCGGAGAGAAUCGUUGAAGAUGGCUGUUUAAUUGCUACAGUUGACAAUAAUACUGUUGAGAAAGCAAAAAAUUCGAUUGAUUAUGCGAAAAAAAAUGUCGCCGAAGUGUGGAGACCAAGCGACGAAGCACAUUUUAACAGAAAAUAUUACGUUCUGACAAAUCAAACUGACGUCGACGAAUCGACGGGUAUUAAUUAUGGAAAUAAAGCGAUGGUCAAAGUGGCGGAAGUACAAACUCAAACGGUGAAUGAUAUAGCGACUCAAACGAACAUAUCCACAGACAAACAAAAUGCGCAAAAUAAAUUAUCGGAAAUCAUUGAAAAGAUAUACGAACAAUCGUCUUCGGUGGAAAAUGAUAUUCCCCAACAAUCUUUAAAUUCGAUUGAGCAAUUCGAGAAUUUGGACCAAAUAGAAAAUAUAUCUAUACCAAGCAGAAUAAGGACCAUGUCGGAGAUUAGUUUACAUGAAACUACCUCGUCGAUAAAAACGGAAACUGGGACUGAAAUUAGUAUCUCAACUCGAGAUGUAACGUUUUCGAUUAAUCAAUAUUUAGAGAUAGAACAGCUUAUAAGAGAUGAGAACCAACGAUGCAAUAAAAUGGAGGAAAUGUUAAAGUCUCGAGAAAAAACAUUGAACGACAGAACUAAAAAAUUAAUACAGUUAGAAGAACAGAAACGUGUGUUAAGAGACACAGGGCAAGACAGUCGUUCCGUUAAAAAGAAACAAAGAGCUCUGAUUUUAAAACUGCAACAAGAGGCAGAAUAUCUUUACAGGAUAAAAAAGCAUCAACAAGCAAGCCAUGAACGAAUGGAUGUAUUACGAAAGCAAAGAAAUAUGUUUAAUCCGGAAAUGUCGACGAGGAAUAUUCUAACGAAAUUGAAGAGGAGUGCCGAUAGCCAAUCCCCGAGAAGAUUAUCGGGUCCUAUGAAGGGUUACGAUAUACGCAGUAAUAGUUCUAGGAGCUCUGUGAUAGAGUCGGAUAAAUCUCAUGAUUGCUCUAAUAUAGAACCAUGUUUACAAGGAUCUGAAAGCGAUGUACACUCGAUCAAACUUGAUUUGAUCAAAUCCGACGACUUGGCUAAAAGUAAGGAAUUACGAGAAAAGGAUCCGAAAAUGUCACCGAAAAGAAGCGAUAUAUCGAUGCACGAGCUAAGGUCUCGAAAAUAUGAAGAAAAAAUGCCCAAAGCGGAUAUUUUGCAGCAGAAGCAGAAUCAACGCGACCGGAUGGGAUCGAAACGGAUUCAAGAUCAUCAUAUGAACAUAAAACGGCUCUUGGAAAAUCAGAAAUCAUCGAUUGGAAUGUCGCAAUUAUCGAAAUUAGAAUUAAUAAAUACAUCAGUACCUGAUCAUGUAAAAUCCGAAUCCGAUACCUUAGUGGAAGAAUUAUCCAAGAAAUCGAAAACGUCGCAAGCGGUAGAUCUCUCCAUGCAAACUGCGACCGUCGCAAAAGAAAAAGAAUCAAUUUCUAAUAUUAUAACCGCUAACAAUGAAUCUAUAGAGGAAGAGAUAAACACGAUAGCUCAAGAUACUGUCUCCAAAACGACACAGUCGUCACAAAUUUCUGAAGACAUAUUGCAGACAAAUACUAGUAAGAGUUCUAAGAAAAUUGAUAAAUCUGUCAUGAGUGAUAGAGAUAUAUCCAAAAAGUCGCAAUAUAGUGAUGAGUUAAAUUCAAAUUUCAAACACAAAAAUUUUAAGUAUCAAAAAAUGAAAUCAUCUAGUAUAUUAACGGAAAAUAUGUUACAAUCCAAAUCAAGUUCUCAUUUAUCUGAAGAACUUACCAAACAUCAGGAUAAACGAACAAAACUUGAGCACGAAUUGCUUCACUUAGAUAACAAUAAUAAAAGUUCAAUUUUAAGCGAGCUAGAUUUGAAUGAAAGCCAGGAAUUGCUUCAAAUACCUGUUAAGCAUUCGAAACUUAUGAAAAAUAAAAACUUAAAAUUGAGCGAAACGCCUAACGAUUACGAGAGUAAGGAAAGCAUGUUUAGUCAAAUUUUUAACAGAAAACUCGAACGUGAUAAGAGUUCUACUAGAAAUGAACAAAAUAUGUCUACGUCUCAAAUUAGCACUUUUGCCAUUUCCCAUCGCAGUUCUAAAGAAAGCGAGAAAAAUUUAUCAAAAUCUAUAGUUGUUAGAUCGCAAGACAGACAUUUAGAACAAAUUUUAAUUGCGCGCGAAACUACACUCGCAUCGCGUAAGAAUUACAUCAAGGAUUUGAUGGCGUGGCACGCGAGAUUAAGAGCGGAAGAAGACCGUGUGACUCGUAUGGAGCAGGCGGCGUUUAAACUUGUAGCAACUUAUUCCAAUGUCUUGAAUCAGCAAGAUACAACUAUCUCGUCCGAUACAAGCGAUGUCGAAGGGAGAAUAGGACUUCUUACUGAAAAAUUGGAGGAACGACGCAUUGAAAUGGCGCGUUUAAAAAGAGAAGCUAAGAAGCAAACAAAGAAACAACUACGUGCUUUGGAAACAAAUCUAUUGAAUCAAAUUAAAAAGACCGACAUGACUAUCCACGAAAUGCGCAAAAAAUUGGAAACGAAAAAACCUAUGAAAGAAACCGACAAAUUAGCUAUAGAACCAAAGUCAUUGGCUGAAUUCAAAGUACCUGAAAUACCGCUGAAAAGAAUACAAAACAUUUAUAAGAGUAGCGAUUUAUUGAGAUCUAAAUCGGAAUCUGAUCUUCUACUAACAAGAAAUCAGCUAAAAGAUCCAUUGAAGAUUACAACUCCUAUAACCUAUGAUGAUAAACAUGAAAAAAAUAGUUCUAAAAAAUCUAAAUACACAGACACCAAGAGCACAAACAUUUCAGAAUUAAAGGACACUAAUCAAACCGUGUCCGACGAAUAUACAUCGAUAGAAGUUUAUGAUAAAAUUCGAACAGCUUCGGAGUUACUAACUGCAAAUGAUGCACAUUUGGAAAAAUACAUUCUUUCUGCGGAAACUCAAAUCGAAGAAGAAGAAUCCGUUACUGCCAAGACAAAACAAAAUAGCAUAUCCGAUAAUGUAGAUGUUGAAACGAAUCUUGAUACAGUAAGAUCGGAAUCGGAAGUGCAAACAUUAUCGGAUGCAAGAUCUGUAGAUCAUAGUACCAUUAACACCGAAUCGACAAAUAAUAGACUAAUGAUUAAUGUCGAUCGAUCUCAACCAAAGACGAAUCUACGAUCCGAGAUUCGGAAAAUAAGAAAUGACAAUAUAAAAUCUAUUCCAAGUAAAUCUGACUACUCCACGGAAAGUGCUGCGCAUACAGUCGCUGAUUCCGAUAUACUUACUUAUUCGAGGAAAUUGGACUUUUUACAGUUAAAUAAUAAGAAUCUGAGCGAAGAUAUAAGUGCUAUCGAAAACGAUAUUAAAGUAUUUUCGGAAAUAAUGUCGCGCUUGAAUAACGAAUCGAAUGAGAAAUCUAAAGUAGAUAACGAUGAAAGAAAUACAUCACAAGAUAUAUCAGAGAUAAUAUCUAAAUCAGUUUUUAGUGACAAAAUCGCUAAUACUGCAAAUGAGGCGAAGCAUACGAUAUCGGGGAAAAUUAAUACCGACUCUCUUUCUAUUUCAGCAACUAAUGGAAAAUCAAAAUCUCCAAAUGAUUUGAGUCACGAUAAUUAUAAAUCGGACGAAAUAAAUAGUGAAAUAUCGGCGAUAAUUUCGGAAGAAGUUCAUCUCUCCGAUUUAGCUCGUGAAAUUGAUUACGAAGCUAAAAGCAAAGAGAUUAUGAGUGAAAUAGAAAAAUCGAUAAUAUCAGAACACAUUAAAAUGGUACGCGAUGAUUAUAACGCUGCAACUUCGAUAUUAGAAAAUGAAGACAAAGGAUUAUUGAAUGAUUUAGUUUCGGAGCCUGAGGUAAAAUCGAUUUCCGAAAUUUUUUCCAAAAUGUCGGAUAGCAGAAAAAAUCUCGAUCGUACAAAGAGUAUGGCAAUGCAAAUUAUCGAUGACUCGAGAAGGCAUAUAAGUGAACGAAGCGUUAAUUUAAAUGAAGAAAAUUUGGAAAAAGAUUUUGUAAAAAGUCAAGCGAAAGAAACAUAUUCAUUGAAAUUUUCCGAAUGUUCUCAUUCUCCCAUCAUUGCGGGUCACCGUUCGAAGGAAAAUUGCGAAACACAAAGCGAUUUGCGAAGCACAUGUAGCGCAGUUUCAAGUCGAGCCUUGCGUGUUGUUGCCGGCGAAGAUUCAAAAUCGUCGGAUAAUAUUCCCGAGGCAUUGGAAGCAGAGAGAGAAACUAGUACUGAUGAUAUGAGAAUAUUAAAGAACCUCGAUGAAGAUGUUGAAACAAGUGCAUUGCUCGACCAUACCAAACAUUCAACAGCAUUUGCAUCUAACGCUGAUCAAAAUCAAUCGCAUGCAAUUCGCACAGAAAAUAUUUCUCAGGAUAGAGACAAUUGGACAACUUCUGAUUCGUUCCAAAUUCCACAAGAUGAAAUUAGUACUGGAGAACGAGAUGAGAAUUCGAGCUCACAUGUGGAUCAUACAGACGAUACUUCAAAUAAUUUCUCGAAGAAAAACUUAUCACAUUACGUUGACAACGCAACGAAUGCAGAAGCUGAAAUUAAUUUGGCAAAUAACGUUAAUGUGUCGACGUGUAUUCCAAAGGGAGAAUCUACUAAAGUCGAGGUGCACGACGUUACUUACAAUAAUGUAUUAACGGAAUCUCAUAUGAUGAAAAGUAACGAUGAACUUGAUGAUAUACUAGAUAUAAUCGCUAGAGAAAACAAUCGAGAAAAAAAUAUUCCUAAUAAAGAAAAUGAAAAGCUUGAUAACGUAAUCUCAGAUUCCAUGGCCGAAUUAUUAGAAAAAGUUAAGGAUAUUGUGGAAGAUGAGGGAGAUAGCGUAGAUAAUCGUUUUAAAGAAAUCUUAUGCGAUAUGAAUAUCGAUGUAAAUGAUGAAACUGAAGCAGUCUCGGAUCUCUCAUCGUUGAAUAACAAAGCGCAAAAUAAGACGAAUGUAGAAAAUAUAAGCGAAAGUAACGUAGACUUUCCAAGUAUAUAUAACGAUAGUAAACCUAAUAAUCGCGAAAAAGUGAUAGAUAUUUCGUUACAAGCGGUCGAUGAAACCGAUGACAAAUCCGCCGUAACGGUAGAUUUGCACGUAGAAAUUAACGAAGAGAGUCCAGAAAGCGAAGCGAUACCAGAAAUACAAGAAAUUAUAAUAACAGAAUUGGAUUCAGAUAGCGUGGAAGAUAAUGUUUUAUCGGAACUUGAAAUCGAUGCUAAAGUUGAAUUGGCUGAAGAAGAAGAAUCUGCCGCAAGCUGCGUAAACGAAGACGAUAAACGGUACGCUGUGAAAGAAAAGAAAGAUAUUAUAGAAAUAAAAGAAUGUUUAGAACCAAUUUUGGAACAAGAUAGUUCGGAUGGCGAACAAUUAGAUAAUUUGGUAGAAGUUGCUGAAGGCGCAUUGGAUACUGUAGAAAAAAUCAUUGCGUCGCCGCGUGACUUUCCCAUAUCGCUAAUAAGUGAUGCAGUCUCUGAAAAUGAAGGAACUAAAGAAAAAACAAAUAAUACAGCUGAAAAGAUUGACGAAAUCAUAACAAUACCGGAUGCACCAAUAAACGAAAAUCUCAACAAAACUUUUGACAUAUUAAAAGAUCCGGAAUACGAAGAUAUUUCCGAGGAGAGUCUCGAGGUGUCUGAAAUUUUAGACAAAAAUGACUUUCCGAAAGCAGGCAUCGUGAAGAAAUCUUCCAACUUGCCGGAUAAGUAUCAAGCUACGCAGAAAUCGGAAGAAGUAUUGAGAAUACUGGACGAAAUUUCGCAAAGAUCAUCAUCCGAUUCUAUAAGCAAUUUGCAAAGGAACGAUAAAAGUGCUGCACAGAGUGAAACGCAAGAAGAGAUCAGUGAGUUACUCGGUGCAGAAGUUUCCGCGAAAGAUGAAAGUUUGUCUCCCGAGAUGAGUAAGAUGACGAGAAGCAAAAUCGAAGAGAAAUCUUACAAAGUGGACGAUGAAUCGAGAAAUCGGUUCCUGAAAGGAGUAGAAUUACAAGAUGAACGAUCGUUAGCAGAGACUACUAGCAAUAUGGGCUUGCCCGAAAAAGAUGCGACUCUAUUAAGAUUAGACACGGAGGACGAUAACAAGUCUACUCGGAUAAUAUACGAGCUGCAGGAAAGAGUUUCGCAGCUGCAAGAACAGGAUGGUUCAUCCGGUGAAUCCAGCGAAGCCGGCGAUACUCCAAGAGGUGUUUCCGAUAUUGAAAUGGACUCACCGAGAGACUUCAACGAUUCCAGAUUGGACAUUGAUAUCCUGGACGACGAUUUAUUGAGCGGUACUAAAUCAAUGACAAAUCAGAACGGCGACGUAAAAACCAAUUUUCACGCGGCGUCUAUCGUCACCACAUCCGAGAACGACAUCACGGCCAUGAUUGAUAAAUUAAAAGCUUCACUGGAACAACCCGGUCUGGAGGUCGCCGAACUGGAAGCCAAGUUGCUUCGCAUCGAACAAUUACAGAUCGAAUUGGAGAUCAAGAAAUUAGAAGCUGAGGAAGUGUCUUUCUACGUUCGAGAAAUACCAAAUAAACCGCCGCCACCCUAUACCCCACCUGGAGACAGCCGAUUAUCUGCCUCGUUAGGUUCACCCUCGACAGUCACAGCUGUAAUUCCAUCCAACGUUGAGGAACUAACGUCGUUCACCGACAAAGCCACAACUUUAAUAUACAAUGCUAAACUGGCCGGCGAGGACAUUGCGAAUCUGGAAGCGCCUGUCGAGAUUUACGAUUCGAUCAAGGACAAAACGAGCGAGAACAGGGACAGACGGAUAUACAAUACCUUCCUCUUCGAUCUUUGUAAGGAGACCAUCGUAGAAGUCUUUCGAGCGGAGUACGAAAAGCCUGGCCCGAGCUGGACGAAACCGAACGUGAAAACGAAGCCCGCGAUAAAGAUCCCAAAGACUGUGGAGGAGCUCAUAGAGUACGUUAAUAAAGAAGUUGCCACGCUGUUUGGUUUCAAGACAAAACUACAACGGGAGAACAUGGUGAUGCGUUGGAGUAGGAAACGUAGGGACCGUGUCGACGAGUUGCUGGCGAGAGAAGCUCAAGCCGAGGAGGACGAAUGGACAAAGUUUCAUCAUGACGAACUGGUGGUGAAAAACGGACUCACAGUAGCUAUACUGGAUACCCUCGUGAUGGAAACGGCAAACGUAGUAAAAAUAGCGUACGGUAAAAAAAGGAGACUAAUGGUGUAGUAAUCAUAAUCUUUGCACCAAAUAGAUAUAUUUAUCAUAUUUUGCAAUAUGAUAGUAAAACGAAGACAAAAAGUGUAUAAAGUAUUCUCAUGUUUUUUUUCCUCAGGACUGCGUUUCCCACGUUACAUUCUCACACUUUUAUUCAUUAAUAGUAUUUUAUAACGUGUAACAUAUAGGCUGGUUCCUAUUUAUUUGUUGACUAUACAAUUUGUUGCUUUUUUUCCUUUUUACUGAGCUGAUACGUAUGAACGUUACAGUAAAUACAAAAAAACAAAUUGCAUAAGUGAGAUAAUGAGAUAAUAAGAAAUAUGUGAAUGACAGAAAGAUAAGAUAAUAAUACUAGCCAUUAAUAUAUUCUAUCCACACAAUUCGAUAAUCAAAUGCCCUAGGUCAGUUUUUAAAAACUUUAUCUCUUGUUAACACAGCGAGUUUGAGUGAGUGUCUAGCGUUUAAUGAUAAUUAUAUGUACGUACGGGCUAUCAUAAAACAAUUGAUGCGCACGUAAGAAGUGAUAUACUUUCUGUUUCUAUUUGAAAAUGACAAGUAUUCAUUACUGAAUAUAAUUGUAGAGCAUUUUGUUCGAUUUAUUUCGCAUUGAUAGCAUUUUGUAUUGAUAGCAGAAGUACGAUCUUCUAUUCUGUAAGUUUUACAUUUUACCAUUUUCACUGUAGUUUUAAUCGAAAUUGUACAAUAUAAUUACGCAUUGCGCACAUCACUGCGCAACAAUUUAUGCUCUCGUUGCACUAUAAUUGAACGAAAUGCUCCCUCGAUUGCUGUGUAUGUAAAACAUAUUUUAGCGAAACAUAUAAUAUAAGUAUAUAGAAAAUUUCGCAAUAAGUCACAAGUUGGGGACAACGGUCAUAUGUGCUCAAUUACUUGUAAUGAAAUUUAAAAAAUUCAAACGGAAAGACUGACAUUUUGGGGCCAUUUUGAUCGAAAUUAUAAACCGUUAAAUGAAAUACACAUAGAUCGAGAUUGUAGUAGAUAUCGGCUAUACAGGGUGAAGCGCAUAAACGUUUUAUCUCUGAGAACAUAUUUCCCUUUCUCUCUUUUUUUCUUGUCUCAUUACUCUUAAAUAUUUUAAAUUAUGAUGUUUUAUAUGUGUUUCUCUCUUACAUAUUAGUUUUUGUAUUAAACGAAUUCGAGAGAGAUUAAUUCUUUAAAUGAAACACACAGAUAUAUAUAGCCCCUACAAUCGUGUAGAAUAUACGAUCGAAUCCUAUAUAACAUAUUAGAUUUAUUAUCGACACAAACUACCUGUAAUUUCAUUUAUUGAUGGACUGAUAAUCGAUCGAUAUAUAUUUUAGUUUGCGUGUCGCGUAACGGUCGAUGCGAUUCCGUUGCACUUAGUUUUAUGUUUAUGGUUGUGAUGUAAAUGUAAGGCUUGCGAGAAUGUGCGAUGGUAACGUACAUUCAAACAUUGUAGUGCGCGAAUGCAGCUUUCAUAAUUUUUCAUUCAGUGUCAUCGUCUUGAAUGUGCGCUACCUCUAAGUUCUUGUACGCUUUAAAGAUGUAAAUAUUGCAGCGCUCAAGUGCUCAUUGUCCAGCGUUGUUCCUAUAUGCACAUGGGUAACAUCGCUCUUUUAAUUAAUUUUAAUUGUAAUUUUUAUUAAAAUUCUCAUACGCGAACCGCCCUGAAGAGCCUUCUUUCGUUUGCAGGGUACUCUUCUUAGUGUUAUUCACAAUCCUCUUUACAUUAGCCGUUCUCGGCCGUGUCUGUAGUUGUUACAGAGAUUGUUCACGUAUGUAGUGUUGAAUAUGUACUUAACUAAGGUAUAAUAUAUUUUAUAAUAAACUUUUUCGGAAAAGA